AUGAUGAUGAUGUGCGUGCUGAGUGAUGGCAUGGUGCCUUCAUUGAAUCCACCAGUCAUUCCUUGCACACAUGCGCCAAUCACCUGGAUUGCAGACCUGUAUAAUCAUAAUGAGCUUGAUGAUAUAAAAGAUCGAAAAGAUAAAUUUAAGAGUAAGCUAUACUGUAAGAAGAUUGAGGAUCUCUUUGACCCAAACAAACCAUCCCUCCACUCACCUGGAAAUGCAAGCACAAUAUUGUACAGUGAUUCUAGCUGGAAUGUCAAUGAGUAUAUACUAGGACUGCGUGAAAAACUCAAGUCUUGGAAAGAGGUUUACUGGAGGUUGUGGGGUGCUGUCAACUUUCUUUAUUGCUUUAGAUGUGGCAAUUAUUUUCCAUGUUCAGAGCUGGGUCAUUGUCGAUAUCAUCCGUCUAGUCCUGAGUACAGUCAAACUGCCAAAGAKUCUAUCAUUGGAGUAUAUCCUUGCUGUCAGCAAAGUGUGUUAAGAUUUGAUACUACAGGACAACAAACGGGUUGUAGUUUCCGUGACCAUCGUAUGUCCAGGAAUAUUUCAAUCACUUCGUCUUCAUCGGAUAAAAAAGAUGAAAAUCYUUCAACAAAUAAAGAACCAGAGGACGCAGRUAUCCGUGAAGGAUCAACAACAAGUCCUUCAAAACCGUCCAGUGGAAGCUGUGAUCGUCUUACGAGAGGUUCGCUAUCUCCCAGUGGGGAUGUCAUCAAUAAUCCUAUAGUUGUUGAAGAUCUUAACUCGCACAGAAACUUAAUAGAAACCCCGUCRAACCGACUCAUGAGUGCAAGGAAUUCCGAGUUGGAUAUAUUUUCGGUUGAAGAAGAUGUGAUGUUAAAACGAUGUCCSUCUACAGAAGGCGAGAAUUCAAGUGUGUUACCUGAUGCUAUCGACCCAAGUGAACGAAAAACAGAUGCACAGGCUCUUCCUCCGAUACGUCGUAUACGUAGUCGUGCCACGCAACGUAUUCCCAUGCGACGGUUAAAAGGACAGCAAGGCAAAGACGACGACCAGGAUCAUGGUGAAGACGAGGAUCAACCAGAAUCAGAAGAUACAGAACCAGAAUCUAAAGGAAUAAUAAAAACAAAGCAAACAAGAAAAGUUCCAUCUGCGUCUCGGAGAGAUUUCAGCACAUUUAAGAGUUACAAGUGGGACUUGAUGCGMUCUUCUCGAUGGAAUCAGGACGCUCAGAGAGAAGAAGACCAAAAAAGAAUGAACGAACUCGUAUUGUUUCUUACAAAACAAAGACAGUCCAGUCCGACACCCGAAGUAGUCACUGACAAGCAAAAACCAAAAGAGUACAAUGGUGGGAUAUAUUCGAAAAUUGAGCACCAAUUCAGGAUGUCACAGCARCCUGCUAAUGCUAAAAGCCAACCAGGGAGUACAGCGGCACUAAUGGGAUCCAGGAGUCGUAAAAACGCCCCCAAGUCAUGACAUUAUGUUUAGUGGUGGUCUUCUAUAUAUUGCUGUUGUAAGUUUCUUGGGGAGCACUAUGACUGACAUGUCAGAGCUUAGCRUGUUAUUCUCUCCAAGACGUCUGCCAUGUCAUGUGCCAAGUGCAGUGACAAAAUCAUUAUUUAUAGAUUCGCAUUUUUGAGAUCGACAGCAAACACUUGCAUGUUAUAAUGACAAUUCACCAGAAUGUGUUUCAAAAUCGUAUUAUUUAAUUUUCAUCAAGGAAUAAAUCCAUCUUCGGUUUACAUAUCUUAAAUACAGCAUUAAACUCUUUAACUGUU
Messenger RNA from Exaiptasia diaphana, 1742 nucleotides. RefSeq lists its product as uncharacterized. NCBI's taxonomy places the organism in Eukaryota, Metazoa, Cnidaria, Anthozoa, Actiniaria, Aiptasiidae. The transcript has 15 exons. The record is from RefSeq and is a predicted model, not a curated record. Bases 1 to 1440 code for a protein of 479 amino acids.